This is a messenger RNA of Dermatophagoides farinae (American house dust mite), 850 nucleotides long. Lineage: Eukaryota; Metazoa; Arthropoda; Arachnida; Sarcoptiformes; Pyroglyphidae. The record is from RefSeq and is a predicted model, not a curated record.
CGGUCAUGAAUUUCGAAAAAGUUUUCCAUAUGUUUUCGUAUUGUCCAACGAAUUUUAAUCGGAAUUUUUUCUUUUUUUGAAAAAAUGAAUCAAAUAAUUCCAAUGACUCGAUUUUUGCGACAAAAUUUGUCAACAAUAACAAGCUAUAGAAGAAUUAUCUCAAUGAAUGCUAACCAAAUUCGAUUCUGUUCACAAGACAAAAGAAAUGAUGAUACGAAAACAAAUCGAAAACAAAUCGAACGUGAAAAUCGUGAUCGUCGAAUUCCGGUCGAACUGGACACAAGCAUUCGUUAUAUGAAAAGUGAUGCAUUCAAAGAAACAUAUCAAGACUAUAAAAUAUGGGAAUUAUUUCGCCGUAAUUUCAAAGGACAAUUUUCACCGGCCGUACCACGUCUUAGUUGUGUGGGCGAUGAUGGGUUUGUAAAAACAUCAAAUCCGUGUGCUAUAUGUCGUGACCGUUAUCUUGUCUUACAUCAUAAGAAUAUUGAACUUUUGAGACAAUUCAUUAGUCCACAUACCGGAUAUGUUUAUUCAAAUUCAAUCCUUUGUUUAUGUCAUGAACAAUAUGAAAAAUUAUGCGUUGCUGUUACAUUGGCUAAAAACUAUGGUUAUAUCGAUUUUGAAGUGCCUCAUCGUCAUUAUGAUUAUCAAUAUCAUUAUAAAUUAUGAAAAUAGUGAAGAAAUUUUUUUUUUUUUUUGUUAACGAUAACCAUUUGAUUUGAUCCGUUAACCAUAUUGUUGAUGUCGAUGAUCGAAUGUGUGUAUACCAUUUACAUAGCAACAACAAAAAAUGAAUGUAAUAUACAGUUUUUUUUUGGAAAAAUAAAAUCAAUCAAUCAAUAGAAAUCUA